AUCGAACGCGGAGAUAAUAUAGAAAUAAUUUCGCGACAACCACCUCAUGCACCUCGUUCGCUCGGACGGACGGACGAACGGGAGACAUUCGUUGAUCUCGUGCGAUAUGCGAAGCUCAUUUUGAACGACGACAAACGUUCAUGCCGGAGCGAAACGAAUACGUUAACAGCCAGAUGACGAGAGAGUAGCCGAGUUUCCGUUUCAUCUAUUGCGAGCUUUCUAGAAAUUUUCAGGGCUUUGCCCCUUCUCUUCCCUCUUCUCGAAUGUAUAUGUAUUCUUCGACUGCAUCUCGGAUCUCAUCGACUCGCGCUCGCGACUAAAGCGAGAGAAUAUGAAAAAGCUUGAGCGGUUGAUUUUAUCGAGUCUAUUUUUAGUAGUUUUGUUCAAAGACUAACGAAAGACGAAGAGGAAGAAAAUGGCGAAAGAGCGAAAGAGAGAAUAGGAGAGAAGGAUGGAAACUUAUAAAAGAUUAUAUUACGCGAUGUGUUGCGGUCUGUAAGAACACGGACAAUGGAUAUAAACAACAAAUCAAAUAAAACGUUACGAUGAAUGUUAGCUGAAUCGGAAUUAUUUCUCUCAUUUUCCCUUCUUUUCGCCUCUCCUUGCGGAUGACACCGUGAUUGCUGAUUCUUAUAUACGCGAACGCUAUCUGGUCCCAGUAAAUUGGCGCUAAAUUACCGUACGUCGAUUUCAGUCGUGCAGAGUGGCUUCCUUUCCUUCGCGAUCUCGUCAGACGCUCGAUUUGACGACUCGACUUCACGUUGCAGAGAUCUUUGUUACCGUUCGACAUAAUCCUCUCCGCACGAUUCAUGUCGCGUCUCAGCAGAGGACGCGAAGACCGACGUCCGAAUAAGUUUGAUCCGAAGCGUGCCUUGUCUCCUUCGCACAACGAGCCAAUCUGCCAACGUGAGUUUAAAGCGCAAAUUUAAUAACAGAAAGAUGAGGUUUCUCGCCGUCUGCUUCGCCGCAUGUCUUUGUGAGUUCUUGCUUGCAACUGCAAUCGAAGUUCACGAAACUUCAUGAUACGCUAUCGUGACGUGUAUUUCAAGGACACGAGACCAAUCUUACCCGUACGAGAGCGUACCUCCUUAUCGACGAAAUUUACGACGAGUAAAUCUCGGUCUCGUUCUCGUGACGAUUCGGAAAAAUGCAGCAUUACUUUCCGACAGUCGGUACUGGCGCGACUUGGCGGACAAAGAACUGGAAGAGUCUCUAUCGUAUCGCUGGAACACGAAGAAAGCGAAAAAUGUGAUUCUUUUCUUGGGCGACGGGAUGAGCGGGGACACCAUAACUGCCAGCAGGAUUUAUCGCGCCGGUGAAACCAGUCGACUCGCAUGGGAACAUUUUCCCCAUAUCGGAAUCCUGAAGACCUAUAAUACGAACAAACAAGUGCCAGAUUCGGCUUCUACCGCCACUGCGCUCUUCGGCGGAGUCAAGACAAAUUACGAGGUCGUUGGGGUGGACGCGCAUGUGCAAUUGGGAGAUUGCGAGGCGAGCCUGAAUGCAGAUUACCAUGUCGAUUCAUUCAUAGCAUGGGCCCAAGCAGCCGGUAAAGCCACAGGUUUCGUAACGACCACUCGAGUUACCCACGCGACCCCAGCUCCGCUUUACGCGCACUGUGCGAAUCGUCGAUGGGAAUGCGAGGCCAAAAUGCCGAAGAACGCCACCGGCUGCAAGGAUAUCGCCCGGCAAUUAGUGGAGGAUGAGCCCGGGAAGAAUAUUCGAGUGAUCAUGGGCGGUGGUAGACAGAUGAUGAAAUCCAACGUGAACGCGAGUAAGUUUGACCCGGUGGACACUUGGGCCUGCUACCGGCGAGACGGCCGUGACCUCAUCGAUGAGUGGAUGAAGGACAAGUCCGACCGUAUGCUGGCCUGGAAUGUGGUCCAAAACAAUGAGGAGUUAUUCCGCCUCGAUGUCAACAAUGUGGAUUAUCUACUCGGUAUCUUCGCCAACGGCCACAUCGAGAUGGACUGGAAGCGCGAACGAGGUCCCAGGGGACAACCCAGUUUGGAACAAAUGACCAUUGCCGCCUUACGCGUUCUUCAAAAGUAUCCAGAGGGCUAUUUCCUGAUGGUCGAAGGUGGCUUGAUAGACUUUGCUCACCACCGAGGCCACGCGGCCCAAGCUCUCCUGGAGACAGUCCGUUUCUCGGACGCCGUCGACGCCACUCUUCGAAUGGUCAACAUCGAAGACACUCUCGUCAUAGUCACCAGCGAUCACUCUCACUCGAUGAGCUUCAAUGGAUACAGUGCUCGGGGCUCAUCCAUUUUGGAGAUCGCUCAGAGAUCCAAGUACGAUGGUAUACCGUACACGACAUUGUCCUACAGCACGGGCGGCCCGAAUAAUGUCGCCUACACCGUGAAAGAAAACGGUCAAGUCGUGAGGAUCGAUCCGUCCCAAUCGAACACCACUGAUUUCACUUACAGUCAACAGGCCACGAUCAUAACGGACGAGGCUUAUCACGGCGGCGGCGAUGUGGCUGUGUACGCUAUAGGACCGUACGCGCAUCUUUUUCACAGCGUACACGAGCAGAACUAUGUGGCGCACGUGAUUGCGUACGCCGCGAAAGUCGGCAAGUACUCGAACGACGCGGCCACGAUGUUGCAGCGUGUUUUCUCAAUCUGCCUCUACGCCAGUCUAAUUUUAUUGAUCCUGAUCGCGUACAGAUAAAACUAAGUCUUCGACACGCCGAUGGGAUGAGAA
Molecule: messenger RNA, 2703 nt
Organism: Harpegnathos saltator (Jerdon's jumping ant)
Lineage: Eukaryota; Metazoa; Arthropoda; Insecta; Hymenoptera; Formicidae
Product: Alkaline phosphatase 12
Exons: 9
Coding region: 1273-2670 (465 amino acids)
Biological process (GO): dephosphorylation
Molecular function (GO): alkaline phosphatase activity
Source: RefSeq, a predicted model, not a curated record